AUGAAGUACAACCGAAUGCCCAUUGAGAUCGAAGCACCCGAAGAAUAUGGCUACGAGAAUAUCAAGUACAACUUGUCCGAAAGUUCCAUCACCGACCAAUCUCUGGGAUCUUUGGGUUUACAAGUCCCCGAUUUGAAGUUGCUUUACAACGAGCAUCAAGGAGGCACCGCCCUCCGCAAGCUCGUGAUCCAGGGAUCUGAAGGCCUCACCCACGAAGACGUUCUUAUCACGACCGGUGCCGCGGGUGCUUUGUUCAUUAUCGCUAGUUCCCAACUCAGCGUGAACGAUCACCUCGUCGUCGUCCGACCAAACUAUGCAACCAACCUUGAGACUCCCCGGGCACUUGGAUGCGAGAUUUCCUUCAUUGAUCUUGCCUUUGAAACUGGCUUUCAACUUGAUGUGAGCGCCGUCAAGGCUGCGAUUAAACCAAACACCAAGGUUGUCAGCAUCACGACGCCGCACAACCCCACUGGAACGGGGAUGUCGCUUGAGACGCUGAAUGCGCUAGUGGCGCUCACCAAGGACAAUGGCCUUAUACUGCUGGUUGAUGAGACUUAUGCCGACAUCUCAUUUGAUGGACGGCUACCCAUCGCUGCCUCUCUGGGAGACCAUGUAAUCAGCGUGUCUUCUUUAUCCAAGUCUUACGGCAUUCCGGGCAUUCGACUUGGGUGGCUUAUCAACAAGAACCCUUCGCUCCAAGAGACUUUCUUGGCAGCGAAAGAGCAAAUCAGCAUCAGUGGCAGUGUGGUUGAUGAAUGGAUUGGCGAGCAAGUCUUGUCGCGCAAAGAGGAGAUUCUAUCCGCUACGAUCCGCGAGAUGAAGGAUCGCCGCGAAAUUGUGGCUGCAUGGAUCGAGAAGGACGACUUACUGGAAUGGGUUCGGCCCGAUGGUGGUGUUGUCUGUUUCCCGCAUAUCAAGAAGGGAUUUGAGCCGGCGGGUGGACUGGCGGCAUUUUAUCAUCGCCUGCUCCACAAAUAUGGCACUUAUGUUGGACCUGGACACUGGUUUGAGCUCCCAGAUACAUUCUUCCGUUUGGGCUAUGGAUGGCCCACCAUCGAAGAGCUCAAGGGCUCCCUCCUUUGCUCCCCACACGUCUACUCUUCACUGUUCAGCAUGGCCCCAGCAACCGGCGAGGAAGAUCUCUCGAUUCUUCUAGCAACAAUGCAACCGAUGCUAGACCCUACAACCUAUGUCUUCCUUACAACAAAAGACCCUCUCGAUUCACUUCCACUGGCAACACUUAAACCGCAGCUGGUUGUUCAAGAGGAUGAGGGCACCACGCUCGUUACGACUGAAAGCUUAGUCGAAUCGCACGGGUUCAAGGAGCCUGUCUUCCCUUGCAAAAAGAUCUCCCUCAAGAUACACUCUAGCCUGGAAGCUGUUGGGCUGAUCGCUGCUAUCUCAAACCGCCUCAAAAAUGACGGGAUUAGCACCAACGUGGUCAGUGGAUACUUCCAUGACCAUAUUUACGUUCCAAAAGGGCGAGCAGAGGAUGCGAUGCGGGCUCUGGCAGAUUUGGUGGAAGAGGCGAAGAAAUGA
This is a messenger RNA of Penicillium olsonii, 1539 nucleotides long. NCBI's taxonomy places the organism in Eukaryota, Fungi, Ascomycota, Eurotiomycetes, Eurotiales, Aspergillaceae. The record is from the annotation of a GenBank genome assembly.